Molecule: messenger RNA, 576 nt
Organism: Lasiosphaeria miniovina
Lineage: Eukaryota; Fungi; Ascomycota; Sordariomycetes; Sordariales; Lasiosphaeriaceae
Product: acyl-CoA N-acyltransferase
Exons: 2
Coding region: 1-576 (191 amino acids)
Biological process (GO): N-terminal peptidyl-methionine acetylation
Cellular component (GO): NatC complex
Molecular function (GO): protein-N-terminal amino-acid acetyltransferase activity
Source: RefSeq, a predicted model, not a curated record
AUGGAAGACGCUCCUCGUCAGGCUGGGCUCCCUGGCGAACUGAAAUACAUUCAAUACGAACACUCGCUGGAGACACAGUACCUACCGGCCAUUCGCGCGCUUAUCUCUAAGGAUUUGAGCGAGCCGUAUAGCAUAUAUGUCUACCGCUAUUUUUUAUACCAAUGGGGGCAUCUGUGCUUUAUGGCACUUAAUCCCCUCGAUUCGUCGCUUGUUGGUGUAAUUAUAUGCAAGCUUGAACCACACGUCUCGCAUUCGCCUCCGACCCUCCGUGGCUACAUUGCCAUGCUUGCCGUGUCGGCUACGCAUCGUGGGCAUGGCGUUGCUACUGCGCUUGUCAAGAAGGCUAUUGAUGCCAUGGCCGAAAGGAGUGCCGACGAGGUCGUCCUAGAGACCGAGGAAACAAAUAUCCCAGCAAUGAGGCUUUACGAACGUCUGGGCUUUUUACGGUCCAAGAAGCUGCAUCGGUACUACCUUAAUGGAAACAGUGCCUACCGGUUGGCCUUGCUUCUGAAGGCAAUAGACCCUGACGCCGCUGUCGACUUCUCUCUCGAUGACGCAGACCUAGUGCCAAAGUAG